This is a messenger RNA of Lineus longissimus, 2417 nucleotides long. Its product is annotated as microtubule-associated protein futsch-like. The record is from RefSeq and is a predicted model, not a curated record. Bases 104 to 1555 code for a protein of 483 amino acids. Lineage: Eukaryota; Metazoa; Nemertea; Pilidiophora; Heteronemertea; Lineidae. The transcript is spliced from 6 exons.
CCUUCAUGAACGAUGGAAAUUCCACGAAAAUGCCCCAAAUGAACCCCUGUUUUCGAAUAAUCUAGGGAUUUUCAUCAGAUGAAAAUCAAAUCGAUCGAUAACCAUGGGUAACGGGGCCAGUUCUAAUAAUAAUGUCAAGCCGAUUACGUCCACUCGUGAAGAUAAACGCCCCGAGAAUAAUAACGUGGAACGCCCGUCGAGCACAUCCAGCGGUAUUCAAAAUGCGAGACUCCGGGACACUGAGGUGAAAGAGCUUACAAGAAAGUUGGCAAAAAGUGAAGAACUUCGAACAAAGGCUGAAGAAGAAGCAGAAAAAGCCAAAGAGGAUGUAGCUCAACUUGAAAUGCAGGUGUCCGACUUGGAGAGUACCAUACUUGACCUGAAAGACCAGAUCCAGCUACUUGAAGAGCGACUUGAUCAGGCUUAUAGAAAGAAUGUCAUCACGGAAGAGAAGGGCUGCGAGGAGACCUUACAAAUCAAGGACCAAUACAUCAAAAAGCUGGAAGAUGAAACCAAGAAAGUUCAGAAUGAAAUAGCUAAACUAAAAAUGAGAAGCAAGAAAAAGCUCCACGCAGCUAAUACUCAGCUGGCUGAGGCAAAGCAGCAUUCUUCUCUUAAGAUGUUUGAAAUGAAGGAUGAAAUAGCAAGAUUGGCCGAAGAGAACAAAAAACUGAGUGAACAAACAAGUGGACCAUCCCAAAUAAGAACUUCAGAUUGUGGUUUAUCAAACAGUGGGUCUGACGACGGGCGAACUCGAAUCAUUCUUCAACUGUCACAGCAGAUCUCAGAACAAAAUACUAAAAUCACUGCCUUGGAGAGGAGUAUGGGAGAAAAGGAUAGCACAAUCAAAGGAUUGACAAUCGAGCGUGGGAAUACAAGUCUAAGUCAUGGGGAACAAGAAACUAUUAACGGAUCUCGAAAAGUGUCGCCAAGGAGUCCUAGAAGUCCCAGGGACCUACACAAGAUGGGGACAUUUCUAACUGAAGAAUCUCAAAGUGAUUCUGGUAGCCUUGGAGGAUCACCUUCAGAACUUUUAUUAGGGACAGCUGAUUCUCAAACACUGUUUCAUCGGGUUAGCGGUGAGAUGGAUGAACUGCAGGCAAUCGCUAGGGAAAUGAGUGACCUGCAGAAAAAGAAGAAAAAACAAAAACGAGCUAAGAAGCCUGCUGAUUUGAAAGGGGUUGAAACUGUAGUGUCCAAUGGGCUUCCUCCUAUAGAAAAAGGAAGUAGUGCCAGUGAGGCUGAAAGACGCCAGUGGUCCAGUACAAGUCGGGAUUCCGGCUAUGGGCGGGAUACUAAAAAUUCCGCUGGUGGAAGUGCUCGUAGGAGACGAAGGGAGAGAUUUACAGAAAGGCUCAAUUCUGCUGGUCGCCAGAUUUCUGCUACCAGUCAGAUUUCUAGUGUGACUGAUUCUGAUAUUUUACUAGAUUCAAAAACUGGCCGGGUGGGAUCUGCUAAGAGUUACUUAUCAGAUCUAUCAGAGUACAAUGCCGAUAACUCAGAAUUUGUGGACUAUAUGGAGUUCACUGAUCCACUAGCUCCUAUGAAGACAUGAGGAAUUACUUCUGUUAAAGGUAUUCUCCAAUUGUGGACUCAAAAUUAAUGCAGUCAUGUGUAAUUACUGGGUAGUAAAGUUCACAUGGAAAAAGUUGUUUCUAUGCAAUGUACAUUACCUGUACCAUUGAAUAUUCUGCCUUAUGUAUGAGAUUAGUUUUUACCCAACCGUUCGAUAUCAACCUGUAUAUGCUUUGAGUAUUGAAUCAAUCUGACAACUGUGAUAUAUUGUACACUGUAUUUGAUCUCUCAAAGAAUGAAACAAAUUAAGAAUUCUGUAAACCCCUUUAUUAUCGCUGCCCUAUAUGUUUGCAAAACCAUCAGUUUCUGCAUCCAUUUUUGCGACUUGGUAUUUUUUUCAGUGAUAAAACCAAUAAAGUUAAACAAUUUGCACUCCUAAAGUACGUGAUUGUACCACCUUUCACAGAAAUAUAAGGUACGCAAUAAUAAAGGAGUUUACAGAAGCUGUGUGAAUCAUCAUGUGUGGAACUGUUUUCGUUCUGAAACUCCGUCCAUUUUUGCAAAUGUGUGUACCAUCUGCCUUAGUGACAAUGACUAAAGCCUGAUUGUCAUGACUUGGACUGAGCCAGUCUUCUUGUAGAUCGUCCUCUCACCAGCAGUCAAUGUUCAAGUGGCACUAACGGGCCAGCGUUUCAACCAAUACCAGUCUCUAUUUGCCCUUGGGAUCACCUGAUUUUGACUUCUUGUGAUAUGACCAUUUUCAUUACACACUACUGUGAAGCUGCUGCAGUUCUCAACUUUGACAAUAUCAUUAUGGCUUUGUGCUGAUUAUUGAAGUACAUGUAUUGUUUUUGUCACUGAUUUAUGAAGAUCUAUGAAUAAAGUGUUUUGCUGAAAAUCAA